Messenger RNA from Pongo pygmaeus (Bornean orangutan), 420 nucleotides. RefSeq names its product VHL like (gene VHLL). The transcript has a single exon. NCBI's taxonomy places the organism in Eukaryota, Metazoa, Chordata, Mammalia, Primates, Hominidae. The record is from RefSeq and is a predicted model, not a curated record.
AUGCCCUGGAGAGCGGGGAAUGGGGUGGGGUUAGAGGCCAAGGCGGGCACCCAGGAGGCAGGCCCAGAAGAGUACUGCCAGGAAGAGUUGGGCACCGAGGAGGAGAUGGCAGCCAGAGCAGCAUGGCCUGUGCUGCGCUCUGUGAACUCGCGCGAGCUCUCCCGGAUCAUCAUCUGCAAUCACAGCCCACGAAUCGUGCUGCCUGUGUGGCUCAACUACUAUGGCGAGCUGCUGCCCUACCUGACGCUGCUGCCUGGCAGGGACUUCCGCAUCCACAACUUCUAAAGCCACGCUUGGCUCUUCAGAGAUGCAAGGACACACGAUAAGCUUCUGGUUAACCAAACUGAAUUAUUUGUGCCAUCUUCCAAUGUUAACGGACAGCCUAUUUUUGCCAACAUCACACUGCAGUGUAUACCCUGA